Messenger RNA from Culex pipiens pallens (northern house mosquito), 823 nucleotides. RefSeq lists its product as uncharacterized. The transcript is spliced from 2 exons. The record is from RefSeq and is a predicted model, not a curated record. Gene Ontology annotation, molecular function: DNA binding. Lineage: Eukaryota; Metazoa; Arthropoda; Insecta; Diptera; Culicidae. Gene Ontology annotation, cellular component: SWI/SNF superfamily-type complex. The coding region runs from base 352 to 786 and encodes 144 amino acids.
GAAAGUUUUUUUCUUGUUUUAAAAAUGAAAACUUUUACUGCUACAGUUUUUGAAAAUCUCCUUACUAACUGAUUUGAAAGUCUUAACUUUUAAUACGACUGUAUAAUUUCUUUCAUUUUGACGUUCUCGUGCAACCGUGUACGCCUAAGUUCCAAAUGUAAACAAACAUUUUGGUGGGUCCGGUGGUGCCUGGUGAGUCCAGAACGCAAAUCAAAGCCGACCGCGGCAGCAGCCAGGACUCGGGUGCGGACACCUUCGUAAGCCAAACAGCAGCAGCAGCGAAACGCCGGCGAAGGAGGGUGGUGCUUUGGUGGUGCUUGUGCGGGACGAGGUCGAGGGUUUGAAAAGGCAAUGUCUGCAGGACCUGCAGCUGUUUCACGACCGGAAUGGGUUAGAAGGAAGCUUGGGUGUUUUGUGAUUGAUUUUGAUUGUUUUUGUAGGAUGGGAGGUAGGAAUGUGGAUACGAACCGGUUGUAUUCGGUGAUGGUGACCCGGGGAUGGUGGUUGAAGGUCGAUUCCCGCGAGGACUGGGACGAGAUCAUCGAGGAGAUGGCGCUGCCGACGCGUUGCGUGAACAAGAAGAUUGCGUUGAAGAAAAAUAACAUCCGAUUUUUGGACAAGUACGAGAAAGGAUCCGACGAAGAGGAGGACGGCAAGAAGCGGCAUAAUCGGAGGUGGUCAGCGCGGAUGUUGCACUCGAUGUCGGCGGUUCACAACACCGCAACUUCCCGCCCACAAACGCUCACAUCGCGACGGCGCAGCUUCAGCUGGGGACAGCGAGCAUGAAAAAUCUGUGUCAUUGUGGAAGGAGGAUGAAGUGCUC